Messenger RNA from Elephantulus edwardii (Cape elephant shrew), 690 nucleotides. RefSeq names its product UBX domain protein 8 (gene UBXN8). The transcript has 7 exons. Lineage: Eukaryota; Metazoa; Chordata; Mammalia; Macroscelidea; Macroscelididae. Gene Ontology annotation, molecular function: ubiquitin binding. Gene Ontology annotation, cellular component: nucleus; endoplasmic reticulum. The record is from RefSeq and is a predicted model, not a curated record.
AUGGCUUCUCGUGGCGUCGUCAUUUUUCUCCUCGCUGCUAUUCCCAUCUUGUGUUUAGAGCUCCGGCGUGGAAUUCCACAUCUAGGAAUUAGAGAUCUCAUAUUGCUUUGUGGCCAAAUUUUCUUACUACUUGCUGUUCUUACUUUAAUAAUUUCUGUGACUACCUCAUGGCUUAAAUCAUUUAAACGUUCCCAAGUCUGUCUGAAAGGUGAAGAAGAGGAGGAGAAUGAGAAAAGGCGAAAACUUGUGAGAAAACAACAACAAGAGAUACAGAGUGAAAAGGUAACACAUACUUUCUAGAGCUUGUUUAAACCUUCCCAGGAAAUGAAAUUGAAAAAACUAGAAGAGCGUUUUUAUCAGAUGACUGGUGAAACCUGGAAGUUAAGCAACGGUCACAAACUUGGGGUUCUUGAUUUACCUGAAGAACCACCUGAAACAGCUGAUGAAGUAGUUACUGUUGCUCUUCGGUGUCCAAGUGGACGUUUCCUGAGGAGACGGUUUUUUAAGUCUUGUCAGUCACAGGUCUUACUUGACUGGAUGAUGAAGAUUGGUUACCACACAUCCUUAUAUGCCCUUUCUACUUCCUUUCCCAGAAGGCCUCUGGACAUGAAGGGAAGUUGGACACUGGAGGAUAUAGGAAUAACUGUGGAUACUGUACUCAAUGUGGAAGAGAAAGAGCAAAGCAACUAA